Williopsis jadinii is the source of this 1349-nucleotide messenger RNA. RefSeq lists its product as uncharacterized. NCBI's taxonomy places the organism in Eukaryota, Fungi, Ascomycota, Saccharomycetes, Phaffomycetales, Wickerhamomycetaceae. The coding region runs from base 56 to 1309 and encodes 417 amino acids. The record is from RefSeq and is a predicted model, not a curated record. Gene Ontology annotation, molecular function: N-acetyltransferase activity. The transcript has a single exon.
AAAGCCCCCCAAAGUCUCACAAUGAUGGCUGUAGUGUGUCCUUAUCAGCUAAGAUAUGAGUUCCCAACCUCUUGAGCUUUCUCUUCUACAGAGAUACUUUCUUGCGAGAAAUGAAGCUGGUGUGUAUUCAUCGUUUCUCACUGGUGCAAAGCUUGAUAAGCCUAUUGUCAAGGAUGAUCUUGAAAAAGCCAUAAACAGUCUUGUAUCGCAGAGGAAGACUCUCCGAUCAACUGUUGUUGAUGGUAAGGUCCAUGAGAUUACGAUUGUGCCAUCAGAUGUGACUCUGUACGUAACAGGUGACCAGGAGAUGGAGGAUUUGUUGAAUGAAAUCCACGAGACGAAAUACCCCGUUGACCAGAACAAACCAAUGUGGAAACUGUUUGUAUACGGCAAUUGGCUGAUCUAUGCCUGUAAUCACAUCUUUUCUGAUGGUACAGGCUCAAUUCUUGUUGUUGAAGACUUGAUCAGGCUAUUAAACGGUCAAGAACUCACGCCAGAUGUUGAUUUCUCGGCCAAAUACGACAAAAUCAUUAAACCCUCGUGGUUGCAUUUUACAAAGACGAUUGUCAAGGAACUUUCCACUGUGGUGAAGUCUAUUGGCAGUACAAAGAACGAAUCCAGGGUCAUUACUACACAGUCCUUCAAGACCCAAAUUCGUAUAAUCAAGCUUGAUAGAGGACAAUUCCAAAAGAUCAAGCAGUUCACCAAAAGGGAGGUGCUUUCAUUUACAGAACUGUUAAUGUGCUUGAACUACCUUGUUCUAGAACACCUCAGUGAUGACCCACUCAUCAAGAUUGAUAUCCCCAUAAAUCAACGGAGAGCUCUUGGAGAUGGUAGAGCAUAUGGUGCGUAUGUAUCGUCCAUCGUGUUUGAAUUACCAAGAGACAUCAAGACAUGGGGUGAUCUCAAGAGCCAAGUGAAAAUCAAGCAAUCAAGUAUCGAGAAGUCAGUCCAGGAUGUUGGGAUGUUGAAGUACAUUGAUAUGAAGACAUAUAUUGAAAGCAAUGUGUCAAAUGGCCUACAACCAAAUCGUGUUGAAAUCUCCAACUUAGGGUUGAGAGAGCACAUCACGGGGAAUUAUACUGCUGAUGAGUAUAUUUUCUCGCAGUCUUAUAAUCCAACACAUGCAACGCUCAACAAUUCUCUGAUAUCUUCAACAGAUUGGACUACUAUUGUUGUAACAGCACCACUAGAACUGCCUAACUUCAAGAGGUAUUUCAAGUCGAUUGAACUCUUAUUUGAAAAACUCUCUGACCCAUGUGAAGAUAUUACUGUUGAGGAACUCAGAGGUUACCUUGUUGAUAUAUGAAUAGCAUUCUAGCUUUCUAUUCUCAUGAGACCAUGCAUGC